AUGGCCGCAAUUCAGCAGCUCACCCUCUCGCAUUCCUCAUCCUCCAUUAUCACUCCAUCGCCCCCUAAAUCUCACUCCUCCAGUUUCCGCCGCCGUUCGCUGCUCCCGUCCGCCUCUGCCGCCCGCGAGUCUCCUCCUCCGGCGCCAGCGAAUCCAAUUAGCCGCCGCGGGUUGAUAGGUCUUCAUGCCGCCGCCGCCGCCGCCAUUUCACUCUCGCCACUGGGAAAAAAGGCACUGGCCGCCGACGAGCCCCUCUCCGAGUGGGAAAGAGUUUACCUGCCUAUUGACCCUGGCGUUGUCCUUCUGGACAUAGCCUUCGUCCCCGACGACCCAUCCCAUGGUUUUCUAUUGGGGACCAGACAAACUAUCUUGGAGACCAAAGAUGGAGGGAGCACUUGGACUCCACGUUCCAUACCAUCCGCCGAAGAUGAAGAUUUCAAUUAUAGAUUCAACUCUAUCAGCUUCAAGGGCAAGGAAGGGUGGAUUGUCGGCAAACCGGCUAUUUUGUUACAUACUGCGGAUGCUGGAGAUACUUGGCAGCGCGUACCACUAAGUGCUCAACUUCCUGGUGAUAUGGUGUAUAUAAAAGCCACUGGUGAAAAGGGUGCAGAAAUGGUAACUGAUCAAGGUGCAAUAUAUGUAACAUCAAAUGGAGGAUACAACUGGAAGGCUGCUGUUCAGGAGACUGUUUCAGCUACCCUCAAUCGAACAGUUUCAAGUGGUAUUAGUGGUGCAAGCUACUACACAGGCACCUUUAGUACAGUGAACCGAUCACCUGAAGGAAACUAUGUGGCUGUUUCAAGCCGUGGUAACUUCUACUUAACAUGGGAACCAGGUCAGGCAUUCUGGCAACCACAUAACAGGGCUGUAGCAAGAAGAAUCCAAAAUAUGGGCUGGAGAGCCGAUGGUGGUCUUUGGCUUCUCGUGCGUGGUGGUGGGCUAUACCUUAGCAAGGGCACAGGGAUAUCAGAGGAGUUUGAGGAAAUACCUGUGCAGAGUCGUGGAUUUGGGGUUCUUGAUGUUGGGUACCGCUCCCAGGAGGAGGCUUGGGCUGCUGGUGGCAGUGGAAUUCUGCUGAAAACUACAAACAGUGGGAAGAGCUGGAGUCGGGACAAGGCAGCUGACAACAUCGCUGCAAAUCUGUAUUCUGUAAAGUUUAUCAAUGACACACAAGGCUUCGUGCUAGGGAAUGACGGAGUCUUGCUAAAAUAUUUGGGAUGA
Messenger RNA from Striga hermonthica, 1221 nucleotides. NCBI's taxonomy places the organism in Eukaryota, Viridiplantae, Streptophyta, Magnoliopsida, Lamiales, Orobanchaceae. The record is from the annotation of a GenBank genome assembly.